This is a messenger RNA of Phyllostomus hastatus (greater spear-nosed bat), 2681 nucleotides long. It is a transcript of the gene ST6GALNAC6, whose product is annotated as ST6 N-acetylgalactosaminide alpha-2,6-sialyltransferase 6. Bases 432 to 2105 code for a protein of 557 amino acids. The transcript is spliced from 8 exons. Gene Ontology annotation, biological process: ganglioside biosynthetic process; oligosaccharide metabolic process. Lineage: Eukaryota; Metazoa; Chordata; Mammalia; Chiroptera; Phyllostomidae. The record is from RefSeq and is a predicted model, not a curated record. Gene Ontology annotation, molecular function: alpha-N-acetylgalactosaminide alpha-2,6-sialyltransferase activity.
CUGGGCGGCCGGAGCAGCGCGGACCCGGCUCUCAGCUCCCGGCACCAUGUGAGGGGGCUCAGGGGCCACGGGGGGCCGGGCGCUCCCCAGGGGAGAUGAGGACACUGAGGCUGAGAGAGGUCCACGGCUUGCCCAAGGCCCCUCAGCCAGUAAGUGGUGGAACCAGGAUUCGCACUUGAACCUGAGAUGCUGCACUGACCAUGGCCUUCUCAAGAGCAGGACUGUGACGGGACUGACAAGGGGGACCGACCAGGGGGACCCUGGUCCUGGCUGAGGGCACCGCUCAGGCACAGUGCCCUCCGGGCUUGAAUCUGCUGGAGGCGUCUGGACACGAGUGCUUGUUUCCAUUUGACAGGUGUGAGCCCACACCCCGGCCCCCUGGGCCACCUGCAGGACGCUGGCCCCUGCCCCUCAGCAGACGCCAGAGAGAGAUGAGUAGCAACAAAGAGCAGCGGUCAGCAGUGCUCGUGAUCCUCUUCGCUCUCAUCACCAUCCUCAUCCUCUACAGCUCCAACAGUGCCAACGAGGUCUUCCACUAUGGCUCCCUGCGAGGCCUCAGUCGCCGGCCCAUCAACCUCAAGAAGUGGAGCCUCACCGACGGCUAUGUCCCCAUUCUUGGCAACAAGACGCUGCCUUCCCGCUGCCACCAGUGUGUGGUCAUCACCAGCUCCAGCCACCUGCUGGGCACCAAGCUGGGGCCCGAGAUUGAACGGGCCGAGUGCACGAUCCGCAUGAAUGACGCGCCCACCACGGGCUACUCGGCAGAUGUGGGCAACAAGACCACCUUCCGCGUGGUGGCCCAUUCCAGUGUCUUCCGUGUGCUGCGGAGGCCCCAGGAGUUCGUCAACCGGACCCCCGAAACCGUAUUCAUCUUCUGGGGGCCCCCGAACAAGAUGCAGAAACCCCAGGGCAGCCUCGUGCGGGUCAUCCAGAGGGCAGGCCUGGUGUUCCCCAACAUGGAGGCCUACGCCGUCUCUCCCGGCCGCAUGCGCCAAUUUGACGACCUCUUCCGGGGUGAGACAGGCAAGGACAGGGAGAAGUCCCAUUCGUGGCUGAGCACAGGCUGGUUCACCAUGGUGAUUGCGGUGGAGCUGUGUGACCACGUGCACGUCUACGGCAUGGUCCCCCCCGACCACUGCAGCGGUCCCGCCUGCAGCGCAUGCCCUACCACUACUAUGAGCCCAAGGGGCCGGACGAGUGUGUCACCUACAUCCAGAACGAACACAGCCGCAAGGGCAACCACCACCGCUUCAUCACGGAGAAGAGGGUCUUCUCGUCCUGGGCCCAGCUGUACGGGAUCACCUUCUCCCAUCCCUCGUGGACCUAGGCCGCCCUGCCUGCGGGGCCCACACAAGGGACAUAGGAGAAGUGGCUCUCGGCCAGCCAUCUCCUGGCCAAUCAAGGCUGGCCAGCCAUCUCCUGGCCAAUCAAAGCUGGCCAGAAUAUCUUCUGGUCAAUCAAGGCUGGCCAGCCAUCUCCUGGCCAAUCAAGGCUGGCCAGAGUACUUUCUGGCCAAUCAGGGCCUUGAAGAGGGUGUAUCCUCCAGCCAGUCAGGGCCUGGGGAUAUCUCUGGGCCAAUCAGGGAUUUGGACUUUUCUGUGGUUAAUCAGGGGUGUCGGGAUUUCUUGUCCAGUCAGGGUCUGAGCGUAGUCAAUCAGGGUAUUUCUGAGUCAUUUGAGGCCAAGGACAUGUGCUUUCCCAUGAGGCCUUGGUUCAGAGCCCCAGGAUGGUUCCCAAAUCAUUCCCUAUUGUCCGGGACAGUGGGGUCCUGUUCCAAGGACCUGGGUACUCUGUGUUACCCCUCACUUCCCCAGAGCCAGAAAGGGAGGUUGCAUAGGGGGUGGGAGCUCUCUGGAGGCCGGGCCGGGGCAUUUGUGGGCUCGAGGGGUUCCCAAAGUUGGGGGGCAGUGUCUGGGUCUCAGCUCUGCCCUGAGUGGCCUUGGACAAAUCCCUCAUCCCCCUCUCUGGCACCCUUCUGCCCAUGUCAGGUUCUAAGGUGGAGUCUUCGGCCCCUUACACCUUCCCCACUGGCUGCCUUGGGUCUGCCCUCCAUAAUACUAGACCCCUCCAGCGACUACCCCUUGCUGGGGGUCUCACCUUUCUAGGGGUCUGGGGUUCCUUUCCCUACCUCCUCCUGGAGAUGAGGGUAUUUUUGCGCAAACUCCCCCAGGUCUGGGGGACUCUGAUAGGAAUGGCCCAGCUGCCAUUAGCUUGGCUCUUAAAGAGCCAGGCCCCCUUUUCUGUUGUCCAGCAAUGAGGCUUUCCACCUGUUGGAGGAGCCUUUGGGGCUGAGAAAGGGGGCACCCCAGCCAAACCGAGGUUUCAAGCAGCCCCUUUGUCUGCAGCUGCUGAAAUCAUCCAAGCGUCUCCCUCCUGCUGGGCCCGGAAAAGCUCUAGGGGGCCGGGAGCUGUGUUGCUUGGGUUCUGUCCCUCCUCACUCUGUAUCAGGCACUUUAUGACUGGGCCUCAGGGGGUGGGUUUGCCCCCUGCUCCUCUGGAGCCUGGAAGGGAAGACCAGAGGGCUUCCUGGAGGAGGCUGUGGAAUGGGAGGGGCCAGGUAGAGAGGAGGCGGCCAGCAGCAAGCCAUUGCACACUGGGGCAGGGGUGGGGUCUGGCAGCUCCCCCAGACUUGGUUUUGUAAUGAUUUGUACAGGAAUAAAUGCGCCUAAGCUCCAACUCCA